UGUCAAUGUCAAGCAACCAUCAAACUGGUAAAUAAGUGAAUGGAUUGAAUUUAUUGUUCGAUCAAUAACUUAAUCUCAAUUUGUUUAUAAAAAAAUAAGUGAGAAGUCCAAAAUAUUUAAUUAUUCGUAAAGGCCGGCAAAAAUAAAAUGACGGCUAAUAACGAAUAUCCAAAAGCGUCAAAUGCCACUUUGAUUGGUGCGAGUAUAACGUAUAUUGGUGGCCUUUUUCUACUUCUAUCAUUUGCCGGCCCGUACUGGAUAGAAUCAUAUUCCGAAAUGUUUUCGCCUUUCAAACAUAUGGGGCUAUGGGAGUAUUGUUUCGAUCGUUUCAGAUUUCCCUCAUUUCAAUAUGAUAAGUUGUUCCAUGGCUGUCACUACAUUUUUAGUGAGGAAUACUAUGUGAUUAGAGAGUGGCUCCUGCCAGGAUGGUUGAUGGCUGUCCAGGCGUUUGUAACGUUGGCUCUCAUAUUGUCACUGACAGCACAAGUUCUGCUGGCAUGUGUGAUUGUUCGUUGGCCAUUGAGAACAGUUCUUUGCUAUGAAUGGAUAUUUGUAUCUUCUGCAUUUGCAAUGGUUGCAAUUUCAAGUGCAUUUCUAUUCCUGGCUGUUGCUAUAUUUGGAGGAAACUGUUAUCGCCGCAGCUGGUUGCUGUAUCCAUCAUUCAAUGUCCUGUCUUGGUCUUAUGCAUUUGCUGUUAUUGCAUUUAUAUUAUUUGGUCUUGCAGCUAUUCUACUAUUCUUGGAGGCACGGAAGUUGUAUGAGUUGCGUUUGGAGGCAAAGAACUUGGUGGCUCAGAUGCAGCACAGCCAGCCUGAGCAUGCACUGCAUCAGCUUCGUGACCAGUUGCAGCAACAACAGCAACUCACUUACUAUAGACAUUAAGGUUUUUUAUUUUCCUUACUUACAUUUCAAAGACAUUUCAUGUAUACAUUUUAUAUCAAUAGAUGGGACAUUACGAAUGAAAUCAUAAGCUGGAAAUGAUGUGUCACUUGUGUAGUUUGUCACUUAUGACAGACAUAUUUCAAGUGCUUGUAAUGUCCGCAAUCUCUUUGGUAGAUUCACUUUUUUUUUUACUAUUUUA
This is a messenger RNA of Papilio machaon (common yellow swallowtail), 1081 nucleotides long. RefSeq lists its product as uncharacterized. NCBI's taxonomy places the organism in Eukaryota, Metazoa, Arthropoda, Insecta, Lepidoptera, Papilionidae. The transcript has 5 exons. The record is from RefSeq and is a predicted model, not a curated record. Gene Ontology annotation, cellular component: septate junction; membrane. Gene Ontology annotation, biological process: septate junction assembly; regulation of tube size, open tracheal system. The coding region runs from base 148 to 882 and encodes 244 amino acids.